Messenger RNA from Nannospalax galili (Upper Galilee mountains blind mole rat), 865 nucleotides. It is a transcript of the gene Gzma, whose product is annotated as granzyme A. The transcript has 5 exons. The coding region runs from base 10 to 795 and encodes 261 amino acids. Lineage: Eukaryota; Metazoa; Chordata; Mammalia; Rodentia; Spalacidae. The record is from RefSeq and is a predicted model, not a curated record. Gene Ontology annotation, biological process: negative regulation of oxidoreductase activity; proteolysis; positive regulation of apoptotic process. Gene Ontology annotation, molecular function: serine-type endopeptidase activity.
GCAGCCAAGAUGAGGAACUCCUGCAUGUUCCUGGCAUCUUCUCUGGCCACUGUCAUUUUUCUUCUACGAAUUCCUGAAGGUGACUGUGAGAGAAUCAUUGGAGGAGAUACAGUAGCUCCUCAUUCAAGACCCUAUAUGGUCCUACUUAAAGAUGGAGAUGACAUCUGUUCUGGUGCUUUGAUUGCAAAUAACUGGGUCCUGACUGCAGCCCAUUGUGUCACAAACAAAAAGUCUCAGAUUAUUCUUGGGGCUCACUCACUACUGAAGAAUGAGUCCGAAAAGCAGAUACUAUCCAUUAAGAAGGUGUUUUCCUAUCCGUGCUUUGAUCCAGAAACACAUGAGGGUGAUCUUAAACUUUUACAGCUAAAAAAAAAAGCCACCAUUAACAAAAAUGUGGCUAUCCUUCAUCUACCAAAAAACGGGGAUGAUGUGAAACCAGGAACUGGAUGUCAAGUUGCAGGUUGGGGGAAUACUCAGAAUAAACGAAGUCCCUCUGAUGUACUGAGAGAAGUCAACAUCACUGUCAUAGACAGGAAAAUCUGCAAUGACGAAAAGCACUAUAAUUUUAAUCCUGUAAUUGGACUAAAUAUGAUUUGUGCAGGAAGCCUCCGUGGUGAAAAAGACUCAUGUGAUGGAGAUUCUGGAAGCCCUCUGCUGUGUGACGGUGUCUUCCGAGGCAUCACAGCCUUUGGCCUUUCAGGGAAGUGUGCAGACCCCCGAGGGCCUGGCAUCUACACACUUCUCUCAAAGAAGCAUCUCAGAUGGAUAAUUCUGACUAUGAGGGGCACUAAUUAAAUAACUGUAUUUCAUUUCAUUUGCUGUCUCUUCUUCAUCUAAUCACAAAUAAAAUCAUCUUGUUUCUGCA